Messenger RNA from Vicugna pacos (alpaca), 2644 nucleotides. The record is from RefSeq and is a predicted model, not a curated record. Lineage: Eukaryota; Metazoa; Chordata; Mammalia; Artiodactyla; Camelidae.
UCGUUUCACUAGCUUUUGUUUUAAAAGGAAACGCGGGCGUGGUGGGGGGGCUCUUGCCACUGGGCGCCCGGCGGACCUGAUUUCGCGAAGGGGGACGCCGGAGAGGGUGUCCGAGGGGCCCCGGAGAGCCCAGGCUUACGGGUGGUUUACGGGAGGGCGCCGGGCCCGGGAAGAUCUGGGGCACCUGGAACACCUGGGAGGCUGCGUUUCCCCGAAAACACGCCGAUCCCAACCCUCCAGGCACCUGCUCGGCCACGUUCAGGAUCCUUCCGUUCGAGCGAGACCCCUCAGGUGCCCCAGGACCUCCGAUCGGGGCCCCUAGGUCCUGCGAGACAAACAGUGGGAGUCUGUCGGAAAUGGGGAUCUGGAUGAAUGAUUUUGGAAUCAAAAACAUGGACCAGGUGGCCCCUGUGUCCAACAGCUACAGAGGGACACUCAAGCGCCAGCCCGCCUUUGACACCUUCGACGGGUCCCUGCUUGCCGUUUUCCCCUCGUUAAAUGAGGAGCAAACACUCCAAGAAGUGCCAACAGGCUUGGAUUCAAUUUCUCAUGACUCGACCAACUGUGAGUUGCCUCUGUUGACCCCGUGCAGCAAGGCUGUCAUGAGUCAAGCCUUAAAAGCUACCUUCAGUGGCUUCAAAAAGGAGCAGCGCCGCCUCGGCAUCCCAAAGAAUCCCUGGCUGUGGACUGAGCAGCAGGUGUGCCAGUGGCUUCUCUGGGCCACCAACGAAUUCAGUCUGGUGAACGUCAACCUGCAGGGGUUCGGCAUGACCGGCCAGGUGUUGUGUAACCUUGGCAAGGAGCGCUUUCUGGAGCUGGCACCCGACUUUGUGGGCGACAUCCUCUGGGAACACCUGGAGCAGAUGAUCAAAGAAAACCAGGAAAAGACAGAAGAUCAGUAUGAAGAAAAUUCACACCUCAACUCAGUUCCUCAUUGGAUUAAUAGCAAUUCGUUAGGUUUCGGCGUGGAGCAGGCUCCCUAUGGAAUGCAGACACAGAACUACCCCAAAGGCAGCCUCCUGGACGGCCUGUGUCCGGCAGCCUCCGCGCCCAGCACGCUCGGUCCUGAGCAGGACUUUCAGAUGUUCCCCAAGGCUCGUCUCAACACCGUCAGCGUCAACUACUGCUCCGUCAGCCAGGACUUCCCGGGCGGCAACUUGAAUCUGCUCUCCAGCAGUUCUGGCAAGCCCGGGGACCACGAGUCCCCUGAGAACGGUGCCGGCGCCGACAGCUUCGAGAGCUCGGAGUCGCUGCUGCAGUCCUGGAACAGCCAGUCGUCCCUGCUGGACGUGCAGCGGGUGCCCUCCUUUGAGAGCUUCGAGGACGACUGCAGCCAGUCCCUCUGCCUCAACAAGCCGACCAUGUCCUUCAAGGACUACAUCCAGGAGAGGAGCGACCCGGCCGAGCAAGGCAAACCAGUCAUACCGGCGGCUGUGCUGGCCGGCUUCACAGGAAGCGGACCUAUCCAGUUGUGGCAGUUUCUCCUGGAAUUGCUCUCCGACAAAUCCUGCCAGUCCUUCAUCAGCUGGACCGGGGACGGGUGGGAGUUUAAGCUGGCCGACCCCGACGAGGUGGCCCGCCGGUGGGGAAAGAGGAAAAACAAGCCCAAGAUGAACUACGAGAAGCUGAGCCGGGGUUUGCGCUAUUACUACGACAAGAACAUCAUCCACAAGACGUCGGGGAAGCGCUACGUGUACCGCUUCGUGUGCGACCUGCAGAACUUGCUGGGCUUCACGCCCGAGGAGCUGCACGCCCUCCUGGGCGUCCAGCCGGACACGGAGGACUGAGGCCGCCCGGGGCCGUGCGUGGGGCCAUCCUGACCCGCUGCUCUGGGGACCCUGAAAGCUGGGAUUGACGCGUCCAGGAACGUCUCCGGGAAGCAGUGGCCUUAUUUCCUCCAAAACCGCGGUUCUUCGCUGCAAGCAGCAGGGUUUCUCGCUUCUCAAGCUGCUGACAGGAACACGCUCUUAGGAUGCUGUUACAUGAGAACGGCCGGGAGAGACACGCUGGGCAGCCGGCCUGGCCCCGGGCGGGCUGUGUUGUGACAGGGUCGCUUGGCCGGUGGGGAAUUCUCCACAGAGCGAGCGUGUCGUGGACACACGGUUUGGGACUUUCUUUUGCCUCUGGCAACCAGGAAUCGCAAAUGCAAAAGAGGUCUCUGGUUCAGAGGGGAGGAGGGGAAGGAAACAAUCAUGCCAUUUCAGAAGUUAGUUUGUAUAUAUGACUGUAAUCUUAUAAUUGCUGUCAAAAUCCUCUAACAGUCCUAUUUAACAGAAAUUGUAUAUUGUAAUUUAAAAUAAUUAUCUAAUUGUAUGUGAAAGAAGAAUGCAGACAUCCAGUGUGUAUUCCAUUUUUUUAAGAGCACAUGUGGCGUUUUGCAAACAUUGAUUCUGCCAAGGGCAGACCAGGGGAGGCUGUAAAGUGUGUACUAUUUACAUGUAACAGGCCUACAGGAAUAAGGUCUAAGGGUUGAUUCCCGUUUUUCGUCUUUUGUUUUGCCUGGGUUAUUCUCUAUGGCAAGGACUUUGUACAUUUGGGAAUUUUUAUAAGAAACUUAAUGUUAUUAUCUGCGGUCUCAUCCGGCCCCUUUGCUUCUCCUUUAAUUGUAAUGUAAAAGCUAUAAAGCAGUAUUUUUCUUGACAAA